This is a messenger RNA of Aaosphaeria arxii CBS 175.79, 995 nucleotides long. RefSeq lists its product as uncharacterized. The transcript has a single exon. NCBI's taxonomy places the organism in Eukaryota, Fungi, Ascomycota, Dothideomycetes, Pleosporales. The coding region runs from base 143 to 769 and encodes 208 amino acids. The record is from RefSeq and is a predicted model, not a curated record.
CCCAGAGGGCAUGCUACCUUUUAGGGUCGACCCACCCAACCCAGUUGAGAUUGUCUCACCCGCACAUUACCACAACACAGACCCGCGCAGCUCAGAACACCGGCAGAUAGGACAUGUUCUAGUUGGAUCAGGCAAGAGGUCUAUGAUGGCCCCUCUGAACAACGUGACGCCGACACAUGGGAGGACCGCUAAGCUCUACAAAUACCCUCUCGACUGGGCUCUAAUAAAGUUACGCGAGAAUGUUCAAUUGAACAACACGAUCGAGGACCUGCCGGACGAUUUCAGGACCGGAUUGAGGGAGGGGCAGUGCGUAGACAAAUGGUCUCACCUGGACUUCCAUGGAAUGAACGAGUUGACAGUAGCAAAGAAGGGCGCUAGAACGGGAUGGACGAUGGGAAGAUUGAGGGACGAAUACUUCGCUAUUAAUCCUCAAAGCGAAGUCGCCGAGACAAUGGCUAAGAGCUUCGGUUACACAACUGAGGACUACGGUAUCGCUUACUCGGUGUACUCCCCGGAUGGACCUAUCGAGGAAGGAGAUUCGGGAAGCAUCCUACUUGAUGCAAAGACGGGCAUAUGGGUGGCACUGGUAUAUGGCAACUUUAACAGAGCCCAGAUGGGACUGGUAACGCCUAUUCAUUUGACUAUUGAAGAUAUCCAGCUGAAGACGGGAUAUGUGGUUGUUAGUCCUGCGUGCGAGGAGAUAGACUGGAGUGGCGGUCGACGUGAAGUGCAGCUGGAGUGUUCGUCGAACGGAGAUGCUAUCUUUUGACGGUCCAAUGGUGUGAAUUUUGGAUGAAGUCAGAAGAGAUAUUCAAUGGCUGUAUUUGCAGAUGGAGGAGGAGCUGGGGAUCAUGUCUUUGUUGCCAAUGUAUGAUGAGGGACAGAGUUUCCCGUGAAAUCAUCGGGCAUGUCGUACAUCUAUAUCUGUUCAUCUUCCAUAAAUGAUCAAAGAGUACUGUAGAGUUGAUGAGCCUUCCGUGCAUGUAAUUCGCAAG